AGUCACUUUACCUAAGACUUUAUUGCCGCAAUGUAUACUUCUCUAGUAGUUUUGUGUGCUUUUCUACUAGGUUUCUUUUCUUAUACAAACUCUUCAAAGAUUUCAGAUGACGUUUACCAGGUGAUGGGCGUUGACUGCCCGCCCAAUGAGAUUGUCAGCUGUACCAUCAUUAAAUGUCCUGCCGGCAGGGCAUGCCCAGCCGCAAAAUUUUGCUUUGAUCCUGAAUGUGUUUGCCGUCAAGGAUUUCGUCGGAUUAAAGGUGUCUGUAUGCCAAAGCAUAAGUCUUUGGGUCUGAGCAAAGCUAAUUUAGAAUCGUCUUUGCUGGAGAUUCCUUAUAGAGAGGAGUUUUAAUGGUAUUUAGUUGUAUUAAUGGUGCCAGAAACAUGGUCUGGCAUAAAUGUAAUUUAUAUAUAUAAGGUUU
Molecule: messenger RNA, 421 nt
Organism: Drosophila kikkawai
Lineage: Eukaryota; Metazoa; Arthropoda; Insecta; Diptera; Drosophilidae
Source: RefSeq, a predicted model, not a curated record